CUCCUAAUCAAGAAAUCAUUUUAUUUGAUCCUUCAAGCAAUGGCAUCUACUUCGGCAUCAUCCGUUCAAAAGAGCUUCAAGUAUGAUGUCUUUUUGAGCUUCCGGGGUGAAGACGUCCGCAGGAACUUUGUUGAUCAUCUCUAUCAUGCUCUUCAGGAGAAAGGCAUUACCACGUACAAAGAUGAUGAAUGUAUCGAGAAAGGGAAAAGGAUCAAUGAUCAGCUCAUCACAUCCAUUGAAGAAUCCAGAUUUCACAUCAUUGUAUUCUCCAAGAACUAUGCAUCUUCGUCGUGGUGCUUAGACGAGCUUGUCAAGAUUAUGGAGUGUCAGAAUACCAAGGAGCAGACUGCUUACCCGAUCUUCUAUGAUGUGGAACCCACUGAAGUCCGCAACCAAACUGGGGCAGUUAAAAAAGCCUUUGCAAAACAUGUAGGGGGCAGCCGGAGCUCUGUUCUAUCUCUUGACCGUCUUUGCUCUAUUGUACCAUCUGCAUCGAACGGAUUCACAGCAAAUUUGGAAAAUAAAGAUGAUGUUGGAAGAUGGAGAAAUGCUCUAAAAGAAUCAGCCGGCCUGGCUGGGAUGGAGUUGAAGAACACUUUUAAUGGGCAUGAAGCUAAAUUUAUCCGACAAAUUGUUCAAUACAUUUCACUAAAGCUACGUCUCAUUAACUUGAGCAUUGAUGGGAAGUUAGUAGGCAUGGAGACCCGGGUUAAGAAUGUAGUUUCAUCUUUAGAAAUUGGUUCUGAUGAUGUUCGCAUGAUAGGGAUCAAAGGGAUUGGAGGUGGUGGAAAGACCACUUUGGCAAGAGCUGUUUAUGAUCAUAUAUCCUUUUGGUUUGAGGGUAAAAGCUUUAUUGAGAAUAUCAGAGAAGUUUCUAAAGGCUCACCGUCUGGUUUGAAGAAAUUGCAAAAACAGCUCCUUAAAGAUCUUUCAAAUGAAAAAAACGUUUAUCUAACAAGUGGUUCCGAUGAAAAAAAUCUGAUGAAAAAGGUGAUGCGUAGUAGAAAGGUACUUGUUGUUCUAGAUGAUGUGGAUGACAUAGACCAACUUGAGGCUUUAGCAAGUGAGCUUCCUUGGUUUAAGAAAGGAAGUAGAAUCGUCAUCACAACAAGAGAUGAGCAAGUGUUGAUAGCACAACGAGUGAACUUUAUUCAUGAUGUAAACCUGUUAUCAAAUGAGGAAGCAAUUUGCCUGUUCAGUAGGUAUGCAUUUGGGAGAGAGAUUCCGGUUCAAGGGUAUGAAGAGCUAUCAGGAAAAGUUGUACAUUACGCUGCUGGUCUUCCCUUAACAAUCAAAGUUUUAGGUUCACAUCUUUGUGGUAGAAGUAAAAGUGAAUGGGAAGACGCCUUGGAAAGACUAAAAACAAUUCCGUUGAAGGAAACUUUGGAGAAAUUGGAACUAAGCUAUAACGGUCUAGAGAAUGAUCAGAAGGAAAUACUCCUCGAUGUUGUAUGCAUAUUGAAAGGUGAAAUGAAAGACGAAGCAAUUCGAAUACUUGAAAGCUGUGGAUUUAGUGCUCAAAUAGGCUUAAGAGUACUUGAGCAGAAAUCUUUAAUAACUAUUUCUAGUAUUGACGGCUUGCGCUUCCAUGACCAUAUAGAAGAAAUGGCCUGGAAUAUUGUUCGUCAUUUUCACCCGAAUGAGCCUAGUAGACAUAAUCGAUUAUGGAUUAAAGAGGAAAUUGAAGAUAUGCUCGUUAAUGGAUUGGGUACUAAAGCAACAAAGAGUAUAAAACUGAAGAAUACAGAUCUCCAUCCUGCAAUUAUUAUGAAAGGAGAAAUAGAGAGAUCUUAAAAGGGGAAAUAAUGGCUCAAAUUCCCAAUUUACAAAAUGGACCAGUCAAUUUCACUUACCAGAGAUUGGUCUCAAAAGGAGGUCUUAACAAUCCUAAAAAAUUUUCGAGGGAGAAAGUGUGUGGUCAUUAGUUUGAUGGUAGGCGGUUCAUUGUCAUUAAUUACCCCAGACUUCACUUCUCAAUGCAAGCAGCUCAUCUUCUUAAAAGCAACUCUUUCUUAUCUUUUAUCUGCAGUCUAAGAACAAAACAGGUAUAAAGUUCUUUAACUUUUGAUUAGAAUUUAAUAACCACAUAGUAUUUAGUCUUAAAGGGGGCAUACCAUGAGGUAUCUAUGUGCUAACUGCAAAAAUGCUAUGGAGCUGAAUUACAUCAUUUUAAUUACACUCCAAUUGAGACUAACUAUCUAAAAGCUGUCUACCUUGUACAAAGUCAGCUUCAUUUGACCAUAUUUGUUUCAUCUCAUAUCUAUAAUGACACAUCCAAAGGGCUUCAAAGAGGGUAUUUUCUUUUUUCUGUUGUUAGUAGUAAUCAUUAUUGCUAUUAUAUUUGUAAAAUAGAAAUUAUCCUUACUGUUUUAGAAAAUAUAGAUGUGUGUCCCUGAGAUAUAUACCCUUAUUAUGCUUGUCAGAGAGGUACUUCAUUUGAUUUUCUAGGAUUAUGGUUUACAACUUGUUGGAUCAGCUCAUUUACUCCAUUUAUUCAUAAAAUUAAAAUAAAUAAACUACUAAAGAUCCAGAUGAUUCGGGUCAAGGUCUUGACCUGCUAACCAUGACCUGUCUGGCCGCUCAAGAUUAUUCAACACAAUUAACUGAUUAGUGAUUACAAGUAGUUAUCUAAAUGAUGUAGGACAUAAAUGAUAUAUGUAUGUUUAUAGUUUCUAGCCAAGAUUUUUGGACGAAUAACAACAGAUGACGAUUUAUAAAUGAGCAGUUGACAAGAGUACAUGAAAGUUAAAGCAUCUCGGUUUAUAUUCAGUGAGAUAGGUCAGAAUUUUCUAAUCUUGGCAUUUUCAGCUAGGUACCCCGUACCCUCUCAUAUUCAGAAUGUUGUUGUUUUAAAGAAGAUUCCUAAUAGAAAUGGGUGUGUUUGGCUUGUAUUGCUGAUAGGGCUUGGGAAGAGAAGGGUGCUCAAAGAGGUUUGGCGGAAUGUGUUUGCCAUUAGCUUUUGCAGCCGUACACUGUUCUAACCGUUGCAGAUGCGAAGAUGUGGUUACUUUCUUUCCUAAUGGCCGCCUGAAGUAUGUAGUCAUGAAUAACCUCGGUUUAGCUGGUAUCCAGGUACGCAUCUGUUUAAGUGCCAUUACUUAUGAUUAUAUAAAAACUUCCCUUGUCUUAUUGGAAAAAAUGUUAUCGGUUUAUCCCCUUGAUUUUCUUUACCAUCUCUCCAACAUCUACCAAACAAGCUUGUGUUAAUUAGUUCCUUGGUUCACUACUCGGCACUAUCCAACAAAGUUGCCACAAAUAUCAUAAAUUUUGCAACAAAAAAAUACAUUAAUAGAAAUUACAUGAUACGGAUAUUACUUUGAGUGUGGAGCAAAGCUUUUUCAUGUAGUUAUCCCGCUCACUAACGUAUUCGAUAAAAGCAUCACCUGCAACGGCUUCUAUACGUCUUACUCCUGAGGAUAUCCCUUGUUCUGAAAUUAUCUUGAAGCCACGAAUCUCUGAAGUAUUACUAACAUGUGUGCCACCACAUAGUUCCAUUGAUACACUUGGAACAUUUACAACACGUACCUAAAAGGAGCAGGUCAAUAUGGCUUUUAUGCACUGGAUCAAGACUACAAGAACCGUUCAGUUGGACAGCCUUUGUGAUUUUAGUCAAACUGAAACAUCCUACAAUGUACCGUCUAAGGCAACAACUUCAUCUAUUUCUAUGAAGAACACUACUCUCAAACCAGAAUGGAAUAACGGAGAGUUGACAUCAUGUAAAGCAUGGGAGGAAAUGAGAUAACAAGAUUCAUGGAUCGCUUAGAGCUAAUUUUUUAUAGUAAUAUUCCUACCUGAAGACUUAUGUUGUAAACAUUUGGAAUAAUGUUAUGUAUUGAACUUAUAGUUGAAAUUAUGAUAUUAUAAUUUCUACAGUUGUAUAUAUUAUUUUAUUCGAACU
This is a messenger RNA of Helianthus annuus (common sunflower), 3898 nucleotides long. Its product is annotated as TMV resistance protein N. The record is from RefSeq and is a predicted model, not a curated record. NCBI's taxonomy places the organism in Eukaryota, Viridiplantae, Streptophyta, Magnoliopsida, Asterales, Asteraceae. Gene Ontology annotation, molecular function: ADP binding. Gene Ontology annotation, biological process: defense response; signal transduction. The coding region runs from base 40 to 1794 and encodes 584 amino acids. The transcript is spliced from 9 exons.